This is a messenger RNA of Cylicocyclus nassatus, 1807 nucleotides long. The record is from the annotation of a GenBank genome assembly. NCBI's taxonomy places the organism in Eukaryota, Metazoa, Nematoda, Chromadorea, Rhabditida, Strongylidae.
GUCCGACUAUGGGUAAUAAUCAACCCGGCGGAUACAACAAGCGUGAUCGCCCUGGUGAAGGCUUUCCAGGUGGUGUAAGCACCCCUGGACGGCACCGCACAUUCAGCGGAAAUCCACAGAGCAUUUCGAAUCCUGAGGAUGGAUGUCCCGUGCAGGUGAAAAUUGCCAAAAGCGAUGACGAUAUGGAAGGUGGUGUAGCGCCAAAUGUGCAGUUCAAAGAAACUAACGAGUAUCCUGUGGUCUUCAAAUGGCAUUGCUCCGCUACCAGUCAACCUCGAUCCGUGUAUAUAUGUGGCUCGUGGGAUGGAUGGCGUCAAAAAAUCCCACUGGUGAAGUCCUCAAGCGAUUUUAGCACUAUUCUUGAGCUCACGCCUGGGCACCACGAGUACAAAUUUAUGGUUGACAACAAAUGGGUAGUAGACGACAAUCAGCCAAAAACGAACAACAAUUUGGGAGGUGAAAACAACGUGAUGUCGAUUGACGAGGAUGACUUUGAGGUUUUCGAUGCACUGGACAAAGAUUUGGCUUCAUCCAAUGCUGGAGAAGCAAUGCGCGGCGCUCCUAACCACCAGCCUUCUCAUGAUACUCCGAAUGAUAGAGAACUGGAGAAGUUGCGCGCCUUCACACAAGACAUCCCUGACAGGAAUGAGUUCGCCAAAGCUCACAAUCCACCCGCUCUCCCACCUCACCUUCUCCAAGUCAUACUCAACAAGGACACUCCUGUCCAAUGUGAUCCCAAUGUGCUGCCUGAACCCAAUCACGUGAUGCUUAAUCAUCUUUAUGCUUUGUCAAUCAAGGACGGAGUAAUGGUGCUGUCUGCGACCCAUCGAUACCGUAAGAAGUAUGAGGGAGUGGGCUGUUCGUAUGUGGAGCCCCACUCUGUGCGCCCUCUACGGAUGUCCCAGCAGACCACAAUUAUUCGAUCGAGCACCAAAAAACGCAAAGCUGAGGGGAAUUUCGAGCUGUUGACUUUACAAUUGGAGGUUCGAGAACUUGCCAGCACAAGCAAUAUUACAUUACGGAUUUUACCUGUCGAGUCAUUGAACAUUGCUAUCUUGGUUGACUAUACGCUCACUAUAGACCGUGAGAAAAUAAAGAUCAACAGAGACUUAUGGGAACCAGGCAAAGUUGUAUUGGAAAAGCAGACAAAUUGUAGCGGGUCGAUUGUCCUUUCUGCCUGUACUAUCCAAUUACUAUCGCCAGUAGACUUAAAUCGUCCGACGGCCUAUAGGAAUUUCGAAGUGCGAUGCCCUCCAUACAAUUUUCACGUCGAUCUGCGUCUCUUGGCGGAGCUUGGUGGUCCAUUAUUUAAAGGCUGGAAAGUGGAACAGGAGGCAGGAGUUGAUUUUGUCGAAGUCACUGACAUUCCACCUGAGGACGUUAAGAUUCUGUUGCACGCUACUGCUCGCUUUGGAUCAGUCAUCAUUCAUAAAGAUAACUAUCAAGUCAUGAGCAUUUUGGCUUCACAAUAUCGCAUGCUCACCGUACUUCGUGAAGUGGAGUCUUAUUUGAUAGCAGCGAACUUACCGCUGAUACGCAAACUAGAAUAUGCCGCUGAACUGCGAAUGGCGAGGUUAUACGAUAUGACGAUGAGGGAGAUAGGAUUGAAUACCGUGGAAGAGCUGCAUCGAUAUUUGCGAGACAACGGUGAUCGCUUACAAGAUGUUCAUUGGAUGCUACGAUCAGCUCUGGGGCUCAACAACGACUACGUUUGCAUUCCGUAGUGUUUUAUGCGUAUACAAAAUAAACGGGUACUUCAGAUGGGCAAUUUUAUUCGCUAUGUUAACAUACAGUUGGAAUUGCGACC